This is a messenger RNA of Dicentrarchus labrax (European seabass), 3068 nucleotides long. RefSeq names its product PAT1 homolog 2 (gene patl2). Gene Ontology annotation, biological process: deadenylation-dependent decapping of nuclear-transcribed mRNA; P-body assembly. The transcript has 19 exons. The record is from RefSeq and is a predicted model, not a curated record. The coding region runs from base 72 to 2228 and encodes 718 amino acids. NCBI's taxonomy places the organism in Eukaryota, Metazoa, Chordata, Actinopteri, Moronidae. Gene Ontology annotation, molecular function: RNA binding. Gene Ontology annotation, cellular component: P-body.
AAAGCAGGUAACCUUGCGAAGAAAGUCACCGUCACCCGUCGGCUUCAAGUGUAAAAAAACCAAAACAGACAAUGAGUGAUUUAGAACAGCAACAAGAGGUUGAAAAUGUGUCUCAGCCUCCUCAGUGGCCUGAGAAUGGAGAUCAGUGGAGUGAUGGAGAGGAUGGGACGAAUAUGGACUGUGGGCUUCUGCAGGCCAUGGCUGAGGAGGAUGAGGAGAUCAAUGUCUACAAUGAAGAGACGUUUGGAAUGGAUCUUGAUACGCACGGGACCACAGAGGUCCCCAACAAUGGCCUCCUUCAGUUUGGAGAGUUGCCGUCUCCACCACCACCACCACCACCUCCUACACCACCGCUAGACCCCAAACCACCUUCCCGCCACAGCUCCCCCUCCCCUCCUAGACAGAGGCCACAGUAUUUCCCCCGGGCUCCCCCAGGGCAGCGUGGCAGAGGAAGGGGACAGAGAGGAGGGCUGGGCAGGGGCCAGAUGUUUGAAGACCCAGCUGUGGUGAGGAUAGUGCAGGGGCGACCAAGCAUCAAGGGUCUUGACAGUGCCAUAGUGGACUGUGGGAAUGCCAUGUAUCAGAAUUCCUUUGAGGAUGAUUACAUGGCACCCUCUUCCAGAAAGUCUAGGAGGAUCUCAGGAUCAAUACUUCAGGACAGUGCUAUAGUGUGUGUGAUUGAUGGUCGCAGAGGUCAGCACCUGACCUCCAACUUCCUGGAUUUGCCAUAUCCUGUCUCUUCAUUCAGGGGCAGGAGAGGGGAAACCAGGGGGUCCUACCCCAGAAGACACUUUGGCCAAAGAGUCCCCGCUCAGAUGCAUUCAUUCACGGUACCAGGAUCACCCAUCAAUUUACGUCAACCGUUAACUCCUCGGCAACAUUACAAUCAGACAGGGGGCUUCAUGUUCCCCAUGAACCGGCCCUGUCCCUCCACUCCUCAGUCUCUGACUCCUAAGAUGAUGCAACUUCGCUUUGGUGCCAACUCGCCAAGGCCGUCCCCCUUUUACAGCCCCUCGUCUAAUUCAGUGCAGCAUUUCAGGUACCCCGGUCCUGUCACCCAGCUCCACCCCCAACAUAAACGACUACUCAGUCAGAAACAGCGUUUAUUCCAACGAAAACCAGAGGGCUGGGAUCCUUACUGUAAUCUCAUGACGGCCAAAGAGAAGGAGUGGAUCACCAGGCUGCAGAUGAUUCAGCUGCAAAGUGAGCAUCCAUACCUUGAGGACUAUUACUACCAGGAGUAUUAUCGGCGAAUAGAAGCUAAGAUGGCAGAGGAAGAGCUCGGCAUCCGGGGCAAGAGGGAGCCACCCAAGCUUACCACACCGUAUAUCAUGAAAUCAGACUCCUACACUCCAGUGGUGCACAUUGAAGGCUCUUUGGGUCAAGUUGCUGUGUCCACGUGUUACUCUCCUCGCCGGGCCAUCAGUGCUGUUAACGCAGUCCAAGCUCAAUGUCCACUCGAGGAACAAAAAGACAUCAGACAACAGCGGUUAGAGGUUCUCAGCAAGAUAGAAAAGUUGUUCAUAGUUCUGUUGGAGGUCGAGGAGACGGAGAGGAUGAAAACCACAGUCUUGUCUGAAGAAGAAGAAAGACGGUUGAUGGAGAAGACACAGAAGAAAGUGGAGCACAUCUACUCCCAGCUGCAACACCAUGAUCCCCUAGAUUCAGGAGGAGAGUUUCUUCCUUUCCUGCUGGUCUCAAAAGGCAAAAGGCUAGUUGCCCGUCUGCUCCCGUUCCUCAAACAUGAUACAGCAUUGAAGAUCUUGAGAAUUGUGACCUGUAAUCUACCUACGCUGAUGAGCAGAGAUACUGAAGAGGCCCUUCCAGUGCUUUACCCAUCUCUUAGAAAUGUGAUUGGAGGCUUGACGUUCAGUCAGCUUAUUGGACUCAUCAAAGAUCUGACAUUUGAAUCUCUGACGACAUCCGAGUCGCUCACGCUGGCAUGUCAGAACAAGUUUGGACUGUCUUUACUGUAUGCUCUCCUUUCCCAAGGAGAGAAGCUGCUGUCUUCAGGUGUUCCUCUGGAGCCCAGCAUUGGUGACUUUGAGACCUGGACCGACACAAUAUUCCAGGUGGCGGGACAGCUGUCCCAGUGUUCACUGGUGGAGCCGCUCCUCCUGCCCUCAAACCUGCUCACUCUCUUCUGCCGUUACCUGGACAAGCGCACUUUGCAUCAGCUGAAAAGCAACAUGGAGUCUGCAACUGGAUUCCUGGCUCUUCCAUCUUAAGGUGGACAGAUGCUAAUGAGACGUUCAGCUAAUGACCAGGUUGUGAUGAGCACUAGAGUGAAAGGAGCAGAAACGCAGCCCUGACAAAAAGUCCUCAGUGUUCAUUAUAACAGAAGUUACAUAAUGUACUCUGACCUGUGUUCAAAAUGAUUCUUAGUUUUUCCCCUCUCCCUCAUCCCUUCACAUUUUUGCACACUCAAACUGUUUCCCUUUUUUUUUUUUUUUUUUUUUUUUUUUAUUUCCUUUAUCUGAUCUUUUUACUUUCCUCCCCUUGGACUCCAGUAGGUUAAAGUUAUUCUGAAAUUACAAACCUGAUGGGUUUUUUUGUUUGUUUUUAACCCUCCAAAACAUGUUGCCAUAGUUUCAUGAGAUUGCAAUAAACUGGGUUACAUUAAUACGUUACAUUAACUAGCAGAUGGAGCCGAUUUACUAUCUAAACACUUCAUUUGCACUUUUUCAAACGUCAGUUAAUGCCAGUUACAUGUAGGAGAAGAAACGUGAGGAGAUAAAUGUGUUGGAUCAGAUAUUGGACUGUAUAGUAAUUUAUGAUUGUACAGCUGGACCUAUAUGUUCAUUAUUAUAAUAACCAUUAAGAAAGUUGUCAUGGCAUGGUCCAUCAACAUAAGUCAUGCAAUUUUGGGUUUUUUGUAAAAAAAAAAGAUGCAUUGUGUAUACAAGUGUAGUGAUACUAAAUAUGAUGUAUUUGAUGUAAUUUUCCAUCUUAGAUGUUUCAGUUGAAAAGAGAUUUUUAUUUAUUGUAUUCAUUUGGAAACAGGAAUAAUUUAAAUUGCACCCUUGUAGAGCACUUGCAACACAAAUAAAAAAAAAUAUUUAAAAAUG